Cuscuta campestris is the source of this 2297-nucleotide messenger RNA. NCBI's taxonomy places the organism in Eukaryota, Viridiplantae, Streptophyta, Magnoliopsida, Solanales, Convolvulaceae. The record is from the annotation of a GenBank genome assembly.
CUUCAUCAACUUCAGAUUGAUGCGAGGGCCUUGACAAGGCUUUAUAAUUUACAUUAUUAAUGACUGAAAACUGGUACAAUGCCAUCUUCACUAUAUAUAUUACUGUAAUAACCCAACAAACGUCCCAUAAGCAAAUCAAAUCAAAAUUACCAACGCUAAUCAGCCUUGGGAAUAAAGAAGGCCAAUAAAACAAUGUCUGCUCAUCUAUCCAAUACCACAAGAAAAAAAUUAGAACUAUUCACGAAUUUAGUUUCCCGACGUCCAAAUACUCAACAAAAGCAAUGGAUAGCGAGGGAAACAUCAAUCUAAGCUUUGGUAAUCUGGAUUAUGUACUCGAUUGAGGAGCACAAACCACGAAUCGAACUCGAUCAAAGCUUCAAAUGUCAAUCAACAUUGAAUUUCAACAAGAAUCAUUUCAAAAAAUUAAAAUUUAUGAUCAAAUGAAAUUGGAAGAAAUCUCAGUCCCUUAGAUGUUCAUUUCGAAUUGCGAUCACGCUCGAAAGUCAGUACAGGUCUGUAUAGAUCAUCAUCGAUUAUCCUCCACAUUCCAAAAAACAAAAAAAAUCGAUCUGGAGAAACUCGAAUAAACCAAAUCACGGAUGGAGAAUUCCGGUGAUGAAGACAGAUGUUGAUGCCCUAGCGUAGUCCGACGAGGGAGAAACAACGAAGAACAGACAUGGAGAUCUCAGGUAGCGCAACACAGGUGAAUUUUGCUUCUAGGGAACGAGUUGGGCGAGAACGGGAAGGAUUUCGCCAACCAGAUAGCGAAGCAUAAUCGAUCGCAAUCACGAAUAAAAAAAACCGAAGAAAUUGCCGCCAAGAUAUAAAACAAAGUGAAACGAUAAGAAGAAGAAGAUCGGAGGGACGAUAAUGGCGGACCGGUUCUCGGGGAUGAUAUAAUCACAGCUGCGCUAUAUAUAGAACCAUGCAUGAAAUGGUUGGUUUCACGGACUACUACGUGAGAGAGAUAGAAUGCAAGAGAGUGUAUGAUGAUCCACUAUUUACCGAUCAGACGAAGGACGGCGGCGGCGGCGGGGGGAGGCGGCGGGUCUACGUCCCGGGGCCGAUCAUCGUCGGGGCCGGACCGGCGGGGCUGGCGGCGGCGGCGUGCCUGAAGGCGAGAGGCGUGCCGAGCGUGGUGCUGGAGAGGUGCGGCUGCAUCGCCUCGCUGUGGCAGCUGAGGACGUACGACCGCCUCCGCCUCCACCUCCCCCGCCGCUUCUGCGAGCUCCCCAUGAUGCCCUUCCCCGCCUCCUACCCGACCUACCCGCCGAAGCGGCUCUUCGUCGAGUACCUCGAGCGGUACGCGGAGCGGUUCGGGGUCCGGCCGGUCUUCAACCGGACCGUGGUGUCCGCAGAGGCGGAGGGGGGGUUGUGGAGGGUGAGGGCGGAGGCGGCGGGGGAGGAGGAGGAGUACGUGAGCCGGUGGGUGGUGGUGGCGACGGGGGAGAAUGCGGAGGCGGUGGCGCCGAGGGUGGAGGGGGCGGAGGAGUUCCGGGGGGAGAUGAUACACACGAGUAGGUACAAGAGUGGGGAGGUGUAUAGGGGGAAGAAGGUGUUGGUGGUGGGGUGUGGGAACUCAGGAAUGGAAGUCUGUUUGGAUCUCUCCCAAUUUAAUGCCUUUCCUUCUCUCGUGGUUAGAGACAAAGUCCAUGUCCUACCACAAGAGAUGUUGGGAAAGUCAACUUUCGAGCUUGCCAUGUGGUUACUCAAGUGGUUCCCCACGCGCCUUGUUGACCGCUUUCUUUUAGCCGCGUCGCGCCUCCUACUUGGAGACACGUCACGGUUCGGCCUUAACCGCCCCAAGACGGGACCGCUGGAGUUGAAGAAUGUCUCUGGGAAGACCCCCGUCCUAGACAUCGGCACUUUGUCCAAAAUCAAAAGCGGAGACAUUAAGGUGUGUCCGGGGAUAAAGAGAGUAAAGCGGCACACCGUGGAGUUUGUGAACGGUAAAGAGGAAGCUUUUGACGCUAUCAUCUUUGCCACUGGUUACAAAAGCAACGUCUCCUCUUGGCUUAAGGAAAAGGAGACGUUUUCGGAGAAAGAGGGGCUGCCGAGGAAGCCAUUUCCGAAUGGGUGGAAGGGAGAGAGCACGGGGCUAUACACUGUGGGGUUUACGAAACGUGGAUUACUGGGUGCUUCCAUGGAUGCUCAAAGUAUUGCCCAAGACAUAUCAAAAUUAUAUCAUACAUAUACAUGCAGUGGCCUUGGAUAAGUCUUAAGUUACACUUGGGGCGGGUACUUAUUUGGGGACGCGGUGCGUCAGAAACAUGAAACAAUGAACUCUUCCAAAUUUU